This is a messenger RNA of Hevea brasiliensis (rubber tree), 1359 nucleotides long. RefSeq lists its product as uncharacterized. Lineage: Eukaryota; Viridiplantae; Streptophyta; Magnoliopsida; Malpighiales; Euphorbiaceae. The record is from RefSeq and is a predicted model, not a curated record. The transcript is spliced from 3 exons. The coding region runs from base 238 to 1167 and encodes 309 amino acids.
GCUUGUUAAGAUGACUAUGGCUAUUUAGGUUGAAGAACAACUGUGACAAAAAAAACAGACUGUUUACAUCAUUACCCAGCACUCCAUGGCUAACCUAACUGCCUUUCAACCUCUUCUUUUUUCCUUUCAAAUUCUCAACUCUCGCGUUCAUAUUCUCUGCUCAUCUUAUUCUCACCCAUUUCUAUCCUUUCUUUUUCUCUUUCUCCAUCUCCAUCUCCAUCUUCCUUUUCCAUCAAUAUGGGUUGUUCGGGUUCAAAAUUCGGCUCUGAAGCAGAAUCUGUGCCCGCCAAGCUGAGGCCGCUUCUGCUUCUAAGGUUUGAGGAGAUGAGAAGAUGGAGGCAUGGAGUUUCUUUGAAAGACAACGACUCAGCCACCCUUUCCAAGAAAGAGCUGCUCAAAGAUGAUUUAAUUUCUGACAGCGAUAAUUCCUCUCAUCCUCGUGAUUUUGAUCAUAAGAGCAUUUCUUCGCAAGAGGAUCAUAGUCUCAAGAUAGCACCUGCCCCGGAGUCUGAUGAAACUGCUCCUAAGAAUAAGAUUGACCCUAAUAAGGUUGCAAAAACGGCGCCAUUGCUGCUGAUGUCACCAUAUAAAGAUGUGAAUCACAAGGCCGUGGAAGCACCUUUGCCAGCAGGGUCUCCAAGGGUGUCUGACAAAACAAGGAAAGAGAAAAAUAUCCAACAAGAUUGUAAAGAUGAAAAUAAAGAGAAGGAAGCCGAAGUCAAGGCGGUGGAGGCAAUGCCCGACGUCGAAGAGAUGGAAGCAACAGAAACAGCCGGAGAUGAGAACGGAGAAGAAGAGGAUGGAACGCUCAGCAGCUUGACCCAAAAAUGCGACGGUCCUGGAUCCCCAAGUUUCAGAGUUUAUUUUAUCGAAUCAUUAGACAAUAUCAAGGAAGAUGGCAUUGUUAAGGAUGAUGAUGGUGAUGAUGAUGAUGAGGGAUCGGAAAAAAAAUCAGAGUGCGAGGACAGUCCCGCCACCAUUGAAUUUACAAAUGCGGGUUCUGAGACCAAGACAAAGAACAAAGGAAAGAAAGGGAUCAGAUUAAGGAGGGUGAUACCCAAGGGAAGGUCAGGAGCUGUAAUGAAUCUGUUGAAUGUUAGAUCAUGCUAUACAGCCUGCACUCGCCACGAUAAUGCUAAUCUACUUGCGGAAAAAGCAGCCGCUUAAUUUUGUUUGAAUUUUUUUUUUUUUUUUGUCAUAAUCUUUUUCACUAGACCACGGUCCUGUUCCUUUGCAAAAAGAUGGUAAGUUUUAUGUAAUCAAGGGUUCUGUGUCUAUAAUCUGUAAUCAGUGAAUGGAAUACUACCAUGUUUCCCAUGUAAUUAGUGACGAUGAUAUGCAAAGUAUUCCUGUUCUUAA